This is a messenger RNA of Prorocentrum cordatum, 436 nucleotides long. The record is from the annotation of a GenBank genome assembly. Lineage: Eukaryota; Dinophyceae; Prorocentrales; Prorocentraceae.
AGGCGGUGCCCGCUCCUAUCCGCAGCCCUGGUGCUGGGCCUCGGCGCGCCCGCGGGGGGCGCGCGAGGCGGGUGCCAGGAUGCCGGCGUCGUUGACCUCGAAUUCACCAGCCUGGCCUCCAACAACCUGGCAGGCAGAGGCCCCGACACGGACGCGUCGCCCAACAUACGCUACCUCUACGUCGCGCAGGUGGGGAAUGUGCCCGUGGACCUCCUCGUGGAGGCCGGGGAGGCGUACCGGCCCGGCGACCCCGCCCUGAACGGGCAGCAGGGUCCCUAUGCACGAAUCAGCGUCGCAGGAGGCGCGACGGCCGACAUCCGGCUGGGCUUCCGGCGCUCUGGGACCUCCGCGGGCCUGGCCAUGAGGGGCUUGAACCUGACGCUCUUCGACCUGGACUCCCACAGCCAGAGCCACCUCGCGAUGGUCGGCCGUGCGC